Tribolium madens (black flour beetle) is the source of this 1515-nucleotide messenger RNA. Its product is annotated as inositol-tetrakisphosphate 1-kinase-like. The record is from RefSeq and is a predicted model, not a curated record. Lineage: Eukaryota; Metazoa; Arthropoda; Insecta; Coleoptera; Tenebrionidae. The coding region runs from base 360 to 1328 and encodes 322 amino acids. The transcript has 4 exons. Gene Ontology annotation, molecular function: inositol-1,3,4-trisphosphate 5-kinase activity; ATP binding; inositol-3,4,5,6-tetrakisphosphate 1-kinase activity. Gene Ontology annotation, cellular component: cytoplasm. Gene Ontology annotation, biological process: inositol trisphosphate metabolic process.
AGAAAAAAUUAAAAAUACACUUGUCGUGUCAUUGCAAAUCGAUGAGUCACUCGUGUGUUAUCAUUUGUACAAGAAAAAGUCAUUAAAUUGUUACAAAUUGUUCAAUGCUCACAUCCUUUGAUUAAGAUUAGUUGAGUCAUGUUGGCAGCAAUGGUGUGAAAAACUGCGCAUUUUUCCAUUUUCCGCGUGAAAUUCCACGUGUUUGUCGUCACAAAUCAACGAGUCAUUUUCACGUAAUUGCUGGAAGGUGACGUGUUGGGGGGCAGGUGACACCAAACGUGACAAAUUUAUGUACUGGGUGGCCCCAUUAGUAAUUCAUUCCACAUGACGCCGUUCCAUAAACAAUUUGAGGCGUAAAAAUGUCGAAUAUUGCGUGUUGGAUGUCUGAGAAAAAAAUCCAAAAAAUCAAUUGGGUCGAGUUUGAAAAAACGUGCAAAAAACACGGAUUUGGCCUAUUCAAGUUGGAUUUAAACAAAAGUCUCGAGUCGCAAGGUACGUUCUGUGUUUUUUUACAUAAAUUAACUGAUAUUAUUGCUUCGGCUGAUCAGGGGGACCCCAAGUGCGCCAAGUUGAUAGAACGCGUGGAGGAGUACAUAAGGGGGCACCCGACUCUCGUGGUCCUCGACCCCAUCCCCCACGUGAGACAGCUCCUCAACCGGUAUAUCUCCUACCGGAAGAUCAACUCAACCAACCUCCACAAAUACGGCAUUUUCAUCCCCAAUUUCUGCGAACUCAACUCAACCAAUUUACAAGAACAAUUAACCAACGCCGGGGUUAGUUACCCCUUUAUUUGCAAGCCCAGUCUGGGGCACGGCUCCAAGGAGGCCCAUGAGAUGUCUCUGAUCUUCAACGAGCGCGGCCUCGCCGACUGCAGGACCCCCUGCGUGGCUCAAAGUUUCAUCAAUCACAACGCUGUUUUGUAUAAAAUUUUCAUAGUCGGGGAAAGACACCAUUUUGUGGAGCGGCCAUCUUUGAAGAAUUUCCACGCGUGUGAUGAAGAUACUAUUUAUUUUGAUAGUAGUGAUGUCUCGAAAGCGGGCUCUAGGAGCAGUUUGACGCUCCUGGAGCCCCAUGAAAUUUUCGAUAAAGUUGAGCCGAAUCCGGAGGUUUUGAAACGGAUUGCGGUCACACUCCGGGGGGAGUUUGGGAUGGAUUUGCUGGGGGUGGAUGUGGUGAUUGAAAAAGACACGGGGAAGUACGCAAUUAUUGAUAUUAACAGCUAUCCGGGGUAUGAUGGCUUCCCGGAUUUUUAUGACGCUCUUGUUGAUUGUAUUGGGAAGAGAGUUAAAUGCAAAACUGAUAAGUUUGGGGAUGAUUUCAUUAAUUAGGGGCUGUUUUUCGUGAAAAUACUGCCAAAUUGCGACGACUACAUUCCAUAUUUUUAUAUUAGUAACGCCAAAUUUGAUAAAAGACGGGAUUUUUGACUGAAUUGAGCCAAAGAUCGCUUGUGAACAAUUUUUGUACUUAAUUGUAUAUAACUUAGUAUUGGUAAUAAAUAAAAAGUAGCUAGUGCAA